UAUGAAACGUUUUUGAAGGGAGAGAAGUUUGAAGACAGGUAGGCGUGGACAAUCUUCAGUGCCUUCUCAUGUGUUCUUUUAUACUUCAGUGCCCUUGACACAUAGUUUGAUUUCACUAUUCUAUUAACUUCAAGGCCAACGAUUUAUGUUGAAUCUCUUUAUUUGGAAGGGCAAAAACAUAUUGGGGAGGAGAAAUGUUCGUUGACUUAUGGAAGAUUUAAAUAGCAUGCAGUACAAUUUGUCUAGACCGUAGCCUAUUGCGAAGCAAGAGAAGUUGAUGCAAGCCAAUUGCCAACGUGCUUGAUCAUUGGUAAGUUACUCAACGUGAAGGAUCAAUUUCAUUCAAGGGAAGUCGCUUCUACGAAUUGGAAAUCAAUUUUACCUACAGUUCUGCAAACUCGUCGCGCAGUAGGGCUCGUCAUUUUUUGACUUUUUUUUUAAAGCAAUGGUGGGCAGACUAAACUUGCUGAAUGUAUGUGACGACGAGCCAUUGGACAUGAGUUGCAAAGCCGAGCGGGGACUUGACAGCCCGGACUCCGGACUACCUCCCAGCCCCAGUCCGAGCCACUGGCUGCUGACUGAUUGCGGGGAUAAAGGUGCCAUAAGCCCGGUGUCUGAAGACGAGAGGACAGGGUCAUCCUUGGUCCCUAUUUUAUCGAUUGGAUCUGUUCCUCAGCUGCACACGUUGUCCUACGGGGAGGGCAUAGAACUUGAUCCACUACCGUCCAAGGAAAUACGAUACACAUCGUCUGUCCACUAUGAUUCAGAGUGUCACUUUAUCCACGACGUGGCCAUGCAGCCCAGAGGCCUGGGUCUGGAGAACUGCAGUCAGACGUUCCUGGCUGUCCCUCACAGCACCUGGAGACACUACAAGACCCAGCUAGACCUCCAGCCUCGCCAGCGGGCCCAGCAUUUCCAGAGCACCACCAUUGUCUACCCCAAGCACGCUCGCACCAUCUACACCACAGAGCUGAGCUACGACAGCCGCCGGCUAGCCAGGAGAUUCUUGUCGAGCGUGGAGCUGGAGGCUGCUGACCGGAGAAGGCUACCCCAUUGAGGUUAGGGGAAGGCUGGGCACAGCCUGAGGGAGAGGGCCCUGUGGGGCCCAACCAUCCACCAGGCCGACGCCACACAUGGACCCAGGUUACACAGUCUAUUAGUUUAGAUUGGUACUCAAAUGUGGGCUACGAUACUUUCCAGUCUCCAGGAGGGCAGAAGAUGGAAGCCAUAUCUCUAGAUCUGGAGUAUCAAACAAAUAGCAGGGACAUCUGAGUGAGGCUGCCAUCUACCAAAGUGUUGAUCCAUUAGUAGCUAGUAAAGAGUUCUCUGGUAUGUCAAAGUUGGAUUCAUUUUAACCAUGUGUUGAACUGUGGACUGAGACAGGUGAUGGUGUACUGUAUACUAUCACCAUGGAGGCACUUAGAAACCAGAUUUGGAAGUGAAGGAUUGUUAGGGAAAUGUAGUCUGGACCAUCACUGUCAACAUUCUGUGUUUAGGCCUAACCAUUGCAGUGGAGCUCAUUGAACAAUGAUCCAACAAUAUAAGAUUCAAGGCAAUAGUGGAGUUUCCAUGUGAUUUUUGUAAGUUUUUACAUUUGUAGACAUGGGGAGUUGUCAAAUUACUGUCUAUGACUGGGCUUCAAAAUGGCUUGUCAAAUCAUGGUAUUAUGGUGUAUUUGUUGCACAAUAUUACUUACCACAAGCAGAAUAUAUAUAUUCCUGGAUAGUGUAACACCGAGCCAUGUAUAGAGAUGUAUGAUCCUGGUGUAACACCAAACCCCAUCGAAGUCUUGCCUAAACCAACAUUGUCUACUGUAAGUAUGGUCAUGGAGCAGAAAGCCACAGCUUUUUUCAUAUUGUGUAAGAGUUGCAAGUUCUGUGUUGAAAGGUGGGACAUUUUUCUUCCCACAGACCAUUGCGAAUUGAAGAAGUUUGUAUUAGUUGGUAAUGAGUAGCGAGAGAUUAUCAAAUGUGUCAUUAUUGUUUUCAGUUAUAAAGUUUUUGUAUUUUCCUAAUAGUGCAGUCUUGUUCUUACUAACACCUUAUGGACUGUCCAUAAUCUUUGCCUAUCCUCUUCUGGUUGCUUCCAGAGGUUUAAUUUAGUUACGCAUUUAUUUGAUGCUAAUAAACUCCUUUUGGUAGCCUAAUAGAUUACUAUUAGUCUACCAAACACAGGUAACUUCCCUCAAGUUCCUACAAGGAUACACAUCUAGAGGACCUGAACUGUCUUGAGAUACCCAAAGGGCCUUAUUGAAGUAAAAUGAUUUCGCUUUUAAAGCUCUGUUUUUAUAGUGUUUGUUUCAAAUAAAGACCAACUGUUUUAUAUCA
Messenger RNA from Oncorhynchus tshawytscha (Chinook salmon), 2327 nucleotides. RefSeq names its product refilin-B. The record is from RefSeq and is a predicted model, not a curated record. The transcript has 3 exons. Bases 446 to 1057 code for a protein of 203 amino acids. NCBI's taxonomy places the organism in Eukaryota, Metazoa, Chordata, Actinopteri, Salmoniformes, Salmonidae. Gene Ontology annotation, cellular component: actin filament bundle. Gene Ontology annotation, biological process: skeletal system morphogenesis; actin filament bundle organization; negative regulation of bone mineralization involved in bone maturation. Gene Ontology annotation, molecular function: filamin binding.